Akanthomyces muscarius is the source of this 1020-nucleotide messenger RNA. RefSeq lists its product as uncharacterized. The coding region runs from base 1 to 1020 and encodes 339 amino acids. Lineage: Eukaryota; Fungi; Ascomycota; Sordariomycetes; Hypocreales; Cordycipitaceae. The record is from RefSeq and is a predicted model, not a curated record. The transcript has 3 exons.
AUGCAACACGACUCCACGCUGGAGGCCGGACUACUGAGAAAGCAGCAUCAGGAAGAAGAAAAGUCGCAACAUUCUGGAAGAGGUUUUGGAGACCGCACCCUUGGACACCCGGAUACAAUUCCCGGACAGCAGGAGCACCGCAAAAUGUCGACUCUUCGUCGAUUUCUCGUCAUUGCCUUCAUCGGCUUGGUGGCCAUGAUGGGCUUGGCCGCCGCUCGAGGACCCUGCCUUGGUGCUGUUCAGCACCAAGGCGUUCAGCUGGAGAAGCGUCAGACGCCCGGAAGUAAUACUACUAGCCCUCCCGGGAACCAGAACCAGGGCAAUGAGGGCAGCCAGCCAGGCAAUGGUGCUUCCACCUCCACUGUCGAGGGCACCGUUACCUCAACGGUCACGACUACGGAGACAGUUCACCAACCUGGCGGUAGCACUACGAGCACCUCUUCUCCUGGAACUUCGAGCCCUGGGACUUCUUCGCCUCCUCCGCCACCCUCCUCGUCUCCCAGCUCGCCUACAAGCUCGUCUUCCCCGUCAUCGUCUCCCCCUCCCCCGGUUUCGACUCCGACUUCCUCGCCGCCCACCUCGAGCAAGCCGACGACAUCUGUCCCAACUACUACUUCAGCCCCCCCAAGCACUACCCCUUCCUCCUCGACUUCCAAACCGGUCUCCACCUCGGGUACGUCUCCUACAGCUUCAACCAGCGAAGUUGCUUCUUCUUCUUCUAAUCCUCCAACUACUUUCUCAUCUGCCGAGCCCACGACCUCCUCUCCCCCAGAGACUACUCCUCGUCGCACUAUCACCACCGGUACCGUCACUACCUCGAGCGCCGUGCAGGAAACGAUUACGCGGACCAACGGCGAAGGCCGUGUCGAGACGGUUACGUCGACCUCUUGGGUUGAAAUUCGCCCGACUUCAACCGAAAAGGCCGACCCCAACUUGCAAAACGCCGCCAAUGGCCGUGGCACUGCUGGUGUUGCGGCCGCCGCCAUGGCUGGUGUCGUGGCCGGCAUCAUGAUGCUCUAA